AUGGCUAAACAAAAAGUUACUACAAAGACGACCAAGAGGUUUAGAUAUUCAUCUUUCAAGGCAAAGAUCGAUGACUUGAAAAUCGAACCCGCAAGAAACCUUCAAAAAAGAGUUCACGAUUAUGUUGAAUCAUCCCAUUUCCUAGCGUCUUACGAACAUUGGAAAGAUAUUAAUUUGAGUGCGGGUUUUACCAACUUUUCCAGUGAAAUUAAUAACUUAGUUCAAACAUUGCCCCAGAUUUUAUACCAUGAGGAGAAAAUCUUUAAUUCACUUAUAACAUACAUUGAUAAAUUUGAUGAAUUUUCAUUACAGCCAUUAUUAGACCUAUUAGCCCAGUUUUGUCACGAUUUAGGCCCAGACUUUAUGAAGUUUUACGAAAGAGCAGUUACAUCAUUAAUUGCAUUACUAGACUCUGCAAUCGACUCAGAAUCAUUAAACAUAUUCGAAUGGGGAUUCAAUGCAUUAGCAUAUAUCUUCAAAUAUUUAUCAAGACUAUUGACAGACGAUUUAAUUCCAACUUUUACUCUUCUUUUCCCACUGCUAUCCCACAAAAAGGAAUACUUAUCAAGAUUCUCAGCAGAAGCAUUAUCAUUCCUUAUUAGAAAAGCUAACACCAAAAAUUUGAAAACUCUAACUCAUUACGUUUUCCAAAAGGUCAUCAAUGAUGAAGAGACUAAUUCUUAUAAUGGGUUCUUAACCUUAUUCACUGAAGCGUUAAUAUCUACUACUGGAUCAUUACAUUCGAAGGCCAAAGUCAUGUUAAAUACUCUAAUCGAAGAAAGUUUAACUAUAUCGGACUCCGACUUAUGUAUUUCACUUUUGUGCGACAUAUGGAUGAAUAUCUCUAAACAUACUGAUGCGGAAAAUUUAGCACCCAUCUAUGACAGUGUAUUAGAAUUAUUAGACAACAAUCUGAAGAAUUUUCACUUGAAUAAUAUCGUUAAGCUUUUAUCCACAAUGGUCUUCUCUGAAAGCGGUAAGAAAGUCCCGGAUUGGUCACGAAUAACUUCUAUAAUUCAAACAAUCAUAACUCAUGAUAAAAAAUCAUUAUUACAAUCAGAAAACGUUGCAUUCUUAUUUGGUGUAGUCUUACGUAAUUGUGAUGUGAAAAAUAUAACCAUAUAUCAUAAGAGAAUGUUUGAUUUCUAUUUAGAACAAUAUCCAGAUAAUUUCAUUGAAUAUUUCCGUUUCUGCUUAGAACUAUGUAGCGAAAAAGUGUUUUCAUUCAAUGGUAUGAAAUAUAUUCAAACAUUUAUUAAUAUAUACUGGAAAUCACAUGGGACCAAAAUUGCCUUAUUCUUAUUAGAUAUUCAGCAAAGAGAUAGUUUAAAAUCAAAAAUUAAACUAACGAUCCCUGAUGAGUUCAUUUCUAAUAUUCUGGAAACAUUGGACAGUAUCCAUACCGCAAGAUCUGAAGAUUUGUUUGAUGUGUAUUGGAGGGUAAUUAUACUGAAAUAUUCCGAAACAUCCAACUUUGGAAUAUUAAAUCCAUUUACACUCAAAUUGUUAUCCAACUUGACUACGCCUGAUGAUUUUAGUAAGGACGUCGUAGGUUCUUUGAUUGGAGUUAUUAAUCCAAUAGAAGCAGAUGAUAUUAUGGCUUUGCUGGAUGCAUUGGUUGCAAAUUUCUCAUCAUACAGAAACAGUCUAAUUUAUAUCGAAGGUUUGAAUGAACUACUAAAUAAAUCCACGAAAACACAUGAUUUGACUAAAUUUGUAAAAUCACAUGCUGAUAUGUAUCUCGAGUUAACAGAUAACAUGCUACUUCCUGACGGGAAAAUACGUUACCAAUCCUUGAAUUUGAUGACUACAUUGUUUAAUAUUGAAAAGAAAGAAUUCCCAAGUAUAUUAGAAGAAUUCAAAAGAAUCGAGGAAACUCCAUUGUCUUUAUCAAACGCUCGUAUAUUGACUACAAGAAUAAGGAACCUUGGACCAGAAUUUGCUAAGUUGGAGAAAGAUAAAAUAGUUACAACUACAUUUUUGAAGUGUUUAUUCGGUCUCUUGACAGUGAGAUUCUCUCCGCUAUGGGAUGGUGUUUUUGAAAUAUUACCUACUGUUCAAGGGAAAGAUUCAGAGUUAGUAUGGUCCAAUAUGUUGUACUUCUUAAAAGUUCUUGAUGAAGAUUUUGUUUUAAAUUACUAUGAAGGUCCUAUGCAAGGUGAUUACGACGGUUUUGAAUCAAAUUCUCAAAUAUCAAGAUUACAUGAUACCAUUCACCACUUCUCAACUUUAUGGUCCAAAUAUUUCUUCAAGGAAUCGUCUAUACUUGAUACUACGAAGGCAGAAAGAGGAAACUUAGAAUAUCCAAAACAAAUUAGAACUCAAACUUUGAAGGCAAUGUCUCUUCUUCCACAAUUAGUCGAACGCCAUUCCAAAGAUAUUAUACCAUAUUUAUUUAAUCAAAUGGAGUAUUCAGAACUUUUCGAUAAUGAUGGAACAGGUGUUGCCGCACCAUCUGCUAUCCACUGGCAAGAUUCGGAAAGGAAUACUCUUUUAAAAAUGCUUGGUAAGUUUAAAAAUAUAAAAUCAUGUUUCAAAGCAGAAGAAGUUCAUGGCAGAUUAUUAAUUUUACUAGGAAGUAGAUCAACAGACGUUCAAAAAUUGGCAUUAGAUGCUAUUUUAGCCUACAAAGAUCCUAUUCUUAACAAAUACAGAGAAAAUUUAAAGAAUCUAUUAGAUGAUACGCUUUUCAGAGAUGAAAUUACAAAAUUCCUUUCGAAGGAUGAAUCUCAAGUUAUUGAACAAGGGGAUGAAGAUAUCCUAAUGCCUUAUGUCCUGAGGAUUCUUUUUGGUCGUGCUCAAACACCAGUUACCAGUGGCAUCAAGAAAGGAAGAAAGUUUGCUGCUAUUUCUAUUCUACCGAACUUAAAAGAACAAUUUAUCAUACAAUUCUUGCAAUUAGGUAGUAGUAGAUUUGAUUUUGAUUACUUCUUCGAGAACCAAUAUCAAAUGGAAAGUUCUGAAGUUUCAUUGACAAACAUGAAGAAAAUUAAUGGGUUCGUCACGAUUUUGAAUUCUGCAUUAGGUGUUCUCGGUGCUAACUUUCCAUCUGUAAUUGACACAGUUUUACGACCCCUCCUUUAUGGUAUUGGAAUGUCAUAUCAUGCAUUAAUGAUUCCAAAUCGUGAAAUCCAAGUCACUAAAACUGCCCAUAAUUUAAGACAACAAUCUUUAAAAUGUUUGAAUUCUAUUUUCCAAAAUUUAGGUGAGUCAUUGAAUUGGAGCAACUUUGUUAAUGAUAUAUACACUAUCGUCAUAAAACCACGUCUUGGCAGUUUUUCUGACGAGAAUCUACAACAGCCUUCAUCACUAAUGAACAUAAUGGUUUAUUGGGCUACUAAUGAGCAAUUUUUCCCAUUCUUAUACCAUGAUAAUUUUGCAUCCGUUCAUGCACUUAUGAAGACAAUUUCCAGCGAACAUGUCAAAGAAUCAGUUAUAAAUGUCAUAUUAGAAGCGUGCAACAAUAUAAUAAAACAUCCAACACAACAAGAUCAAUAUGCUGAGUUAGUAGCUAUCGUUGCUUCCACAUGUUUACGGGUCCUUCCAUUUUUAUUCAAGAGGUUCUCCAACACAGAAUCUACAUCAAUUGCUACUGAUUUGUUAUUGAAUAUGACCGAAUCUGGAUUUGUUCAAGAUGAUGAAACUAAACAAUUCUUAAUCGAUUCCUUGGUUUUAAUAUUAGGCGAUGCUAAGAGUAUGAAUACCGAGGAUCAUCUUAAGAUAUUAAAGGUAUUGUCUGUGUUAUUAGAAAAUUAUAACUGCUCUUGGAAUAAAAUUGAAAAACUAUACAAAGUUCUCUCCAGUUUGUACAAAAGCUAUUCUGAUCGUACUCUAAGGGAAUCAUUAAGUUCAUUAUUCUUAGUUAUUGGCGAUAGGUUUUCUGAGAUGGAACAAGUGUCUAAGUUAGUGGCCGAUUUAAACUCCUUCUCUACUAAACGUAUGCAAGAAUAUGAUUUCCAAAGAAGACUAUCUGCGUUUAAGGAAUUCACUGAAAAUACUUAUAAAACAUAUUCCGAUAUGGCUUGGUUACCUAUAAUCUAUACCUGUCUUUAUUUUAUUAACGAUCAAGAAGAACUGGCUAUACGGACAAAUUCUACUCAUACAUUGAUUAAAUUCAUUGAUUAUAUAAAUUCUAAACCAACCAUAGCAGACGCCAAUGUUUCAAUUUCAAUGUUGAAAAACGUUAUAUUACCAGCUUUACGAACUGGACUAAGAAAAUCAGAUGAAGCAAUUCAAUCUGAAUAUAUUAAUCUAUUGGCAUAUAUUGUUGAAAGUGCCAAAUAUUAUAAAGAUUUGGAGGAUAUGAAAGUACUUAUGUUUGAAGGUGAUGAAGAAGCCAAUUUCUUUACUAACAUCACUCAUAUUCAAUUACAUCGUCGUCAAAGAGCCAUUAGAAGAUUAAGUGACCAUGCCAACGAACUAUCUGACAGUAGUAUCUCUCAUUAUUUGAUUCCGAUCGUAGAACCGUAUGCUUACUCUACUGAAGAAAAAUAUAGAAAUAUUGGUAAUGAGGCUUUGUUAACUAUCGGUUCAUUGUCCAAUUUCAUGAGUUGGAAUCAAUACAAAGCUUUGGUAAGAAGAUAUGUUUCCACAUUAAAGAACAAACCUAAUUCAAUCAAAGUUACUGUUCUUCUAAUAAAUCAAACUUCUGCCUCCUUGAGGAACUCUUUAUGCCAAUUAAGAGGUAAGACUGAUUCAGGAUUAUUGUUGAGAAAACUUCCAAAUACACUUGAUGAACCUGAACGAUUUAUUACUGAUGAGUUAUAUCCAACCCUUUCCAAAAUUCUUGGUGUAAGAGAUGAUGAAACUAUAGUUAGCAGGAUUCCCUUGGCUGAAGCGUUGGUUAAUUUCACUAUGGGCCUUCCUGAUGAAGGAAUUGUAAGUCUUCUUCCUGGUAUCUUAAGUAAAAUCUGUCAAGUUCUUAGAAGUAAAUCUGAAGAUCUACGUGAAGCUGUUAGAAGUACAUUAGCCAAAAUUAGUACUAAUCUAGGUCCUACUUAUUUGACCUUCAUUAUUAAGGAAUUAAUCUCUGCUCUUCAAAGAGGUUCGCAAAUACACGUACUGAGUUUUACUGUUCAUCAUGUAUUAAAAUCUUUAGAAUCAGUUUUAAAUCAUUCAGAUUUGGAUGCAUCUGCAGGUAUGUUAGUUAGAGUGAUUAUGGAAGAUAUGUUUGGUACUGCUGGUCAAGAAAAAGAUUCUGACAAUUAUCAUUCUAAGAUGAAAGAAGUUAAAGUUAAUAGAAGUUAUGAUACAGCAGAAGUUCUUUCAGCCAAUAUUUCAUUAAGUCAUUUCCACGAGAUUUUACGUCCCAUCAAGGCAUUAUUGAUGGAAAGAAUUAAUAUGAAAAAUCAAAAUAAAUUGACCGAAUUAUUAAGACGUUAUUCUCUUGGUAUAAAUCAUAAUGAAGCUGCAUCUAAAACAGAUGUGUUAUCUUUAUGUUACGAAAUAUUUACACAGCCUGAAUUAGAGGCACGUAAACCAAAGAGGGAAAUAAAACCUGUUAAUGAAAAGGAAGAAUUUUUCCUAGUCAAUUUGAAUUUCAAAAAUACGAGAGUUCAAACUGAAUCUUCUUUGUAUACUCAUGUUAUGCAAAAAUUUGCAUUGGAUUUGUUACGUACUGUUAUUUCAAGGCAUAAGAAUUUGAUGACAGUUUCAUAUUUGGAAGGAUUUAUCCCAUUAUUAAAGGAUGCAUUAUUAUCCGAUAAUGAAUCUUUGUUAACAAGUACUUUACGUGUUCUUGUGAUAUUGGUUAAAUUGGAUUUCAGUGAAGAAUCUGAACCAAUUUUCAAGAAUUGUGCAAGAAAAGUAUUAAAUAUUAUUAAGGAUUCUCCUACUACUUCAAGUGAAUUAUGUCAAAUGGGGCUAAAGUUUUUAUCGUCAUUCAUUCGUCAUAAGGAUAUUAAAUUGAAGGAUACUGCAUUAAGUUACGUAUUGGGUAAGAUUUUACCUGAUUUAGUUGAGCCUACUAAGCAAGGUCUUGCCUUUGGAUUUUUAAAAUCUUUAGUUUCUAAACACGUUAGAUUACCUGAAAUCUAUGAUGUUAUUAAUACCGUUCGAGAAGUCAUGGUUACCAAUCAUUCUAAAGAAAUUCGUGAUGUUUCUAGAAGUGUUUAUUAUCAAUUUUUAAUGGAAUAUGAUCAAAGUAAAGGUCGUCUAGAGAAACAAUUCAAAUUCAUGGUUGAUAAUUUAGAGUAUCCAUCACAAGAAGGUAGACAAUCAGUCAUGGAGUUAAUUAAUUUAAUUAUUACUAAAUCUACACCUGAAUUAUUGGCCAAAUUAUCUUCAUCAUUUUUCAUAUCUUUAGCUAAUGUUUCCUUCAAUGAUGAUUCACCAAGAUGUCGCGAGAUGGCUACUGUUUUAUUAACACAUAUGUUUAAAGUCUUAGAACCAUCAAGUUUAUCAACUAUUGAGAAAUAUAUUAUUGCAUGGUUAAAGCAAUCUGAAGAUUAUACCUUUUUAAAUUUGGGAUUAAGAGUUUACAAGAUAUACUUAACAAGUGUUGGUUUAGGUAAGAAUAUUCAAUUAGAUGAAUUGGCUAUUAAUCGUAUCAGAUGGAUUCUAUCAGAAACUGGUGUUGGAUCUGAAGUUCCAUGGGAUUUAAUCUAUACCACGAUAAAUGAUUUUUCUACAAUUUGUGAGAAUUCAGAAAUUGUUUAUGACGGUUCAUACAAAUCAAUUUGGGAUAACAUUAUUGGUUGUUUAUUAUAUCCUCAUAUGUGGAUACGUCAAUCAUCAUCCAGAUUAGUUAGUAAUUAUUUGAUUGAUAAUUUAGAUAAAUUUUCCAAAAAGUUCACAGACUUUGAAAUUCAAACUAUUUGUUCUAGAGUAUUACAUCAACUGAAUGCACCAGCUAUAUCAGAGGGAUUAGCUCAAGAAUCAGUUAAACUGUUGUUGAAGAUUGUUAAACUUUGGGAUGCAAAUAAGACGCCAUAUGUUACUAAGGAAGCUACGAAACAAAUGGGUGCCGAAGAAGAAGAACCGAUGGUCAUGAAGACGAAUUAUAAGAAUGCUAUUGAUUAUGUAGUGACGAGAUUAAGUUCCAUUGUUAGAAGUGAAGAAAAUCCAACCGAUUCAUUCCUGUCUAAGAAAUCAUGUAUUCAAUUAAUGGCAUUAAUUAUUCAAGUAUUAAAUGAUGAAAAUGAAAUUAUUUCCUUGUCAGAAAAGAUUAUUUUGCCAUUGUAUGUUUAUUUGGAGGAAAACCAUAAUUAUAAUGCAAGUGAAGAACAAGAACAAUUAGGUAUAUUUGCACAAGAGUGUAUGCAAAUGUUGGAAUCUAAGGUUCCAGUAUCUGCUUUUACUAAGGCUUAUUCUAAUGUUAAACAAAUUGUUAUUAGAAGAAGACAAGAGAGGAAAGCUAAAAGAGCGACAUUGGCAAUUAAUGCACCAGAUUUAGCAGCUCAAAAGAAAUUAAGGAAGCAUAAUAGAUCAAGAGAGAAAAGAAAGCAUGAAAAAGAUGAUAGUGGUUAUUAUCAAAGAAAAAAUAAGAAAAGAAGGGCUUGA
Messenger RNA from Naumovozyma dairenensis CBS 421, 7500 nucleotides. It is a transcript of the gene UTP20, whose product is annotated as Utp20p. Gene Ontology annotation, cellular component: 90S preribosome; small-subunit processome; nucleolus. Lineage: Eukaryota; Fungi; Ascomycota; Saccharomycetes; Saccharomycetales; Saccharomycetaceae. The transcript has a single exon. The record is from RefSeq and is a predicted model, not a curated record. The coding region runs from base 1 to 7500 and encodes 2499 amino acids.